CGCUGGAUCUCCUCGACCAAAACACCGAGGACCCGAGCUGCUUGUCAACAACCGUGCAAGAGGGCGUGAGAGCCGGAGUGCAAACUUUCUCAGCGUCGACCGAGCAAACUCAGAAGCUCCACCAAAUCAUCUCCCACCUGUCCGGCAGACAGGCCGCCUCAAUGCAUUACAGAGGACAGAAAACACCGCGGGGAUCAUGGAUGUGUACGAUUUGUUUAGUAGUUGCAGAAAGGGCGACAUUUGUAGAGUCAGAUAUCUUGUUGAACAAAGAGAUGUGGACCUCAAUGUAAGAGAUAAAUGGGACAGCACCCCUUUGUAUUAUGCUUGCCUUUGUGGCCACGAGGAGCUGGUCCAGUACCUGUUGGCUAGUGGUGCCAAGUGUGAAGCCAACACGUUUGAUGGUGAGAGGUGUUUGUACGGCUCUCUGAAUGACUCUGUACGACGCCUGCUCAAGGACUACAAGUGUAUCAGUGUCCGAGCCAUGCAGCGGGAUGAUUUCAACUACUUUCUGCACAUGUUAUUGGAACAGGGUCAACACAGCGAUGUCAAGUUCUUAGUCCAUGGACAAAUGUUUACAGCCCACCGCUGUGUUCUGAGUGCACGCUCGGAGUACUUCACUGACAUGUUUGAGACCAAAUGGAAAGGGAAGAACAUGAUCACCCUGAAACACCCAUUGGUCAAUCCUGCAGCCUUUGGAGCCAUCCUGCAGUAUUUCUACACAGGACGAAUGGAUAUCGACAUAAGCCUUGUGGAGGACUCCAGGCGACUUGCUAAACAGUGCAAAAUGGCAGAUCUCAUAGAGGAGCUGGAGAAUAAAUGCAAACAGGUGUAUGAUUUUGUGUCCAACAAGCCAGGAGUUUGUGUGAAGGUUCUCAGCCUGGAGCCUCACAGCUGUCAACUUCAGGAGGAGAUGGCUCAGUUAGCAGAUUGUGCACUUCCCACUGAACUGAGAGUUGGAUUUGGUGAACUUCCUUUUAACAGAGUAGACCACUUCCCCACUUAUCCUGACAUCUGCUUCAGAGUUGAGGGUUACAGUUUCUUGUGUCAUAAGGCUUUUUUCUGUGGUCGUAGUGAUUAUUUUAAAGCCUUGCUGAUGGACCACUUCAGUGAGGGAGAGCAGCUGCAGUCUCAGCCCAGCACCCCAGUGAUCACUUUACACAACAUUUCCCAUGAAAUAUUUAUCCACAUCAUGUAUUACAUCUAUACGGAUGACACGGAGCUAACAACAGAGAAUGUGUUUGACGUGCUGUGCGUGGCUGACAUGUAUCUGCUGCCGGGGCUAAAGCGCCUUUGUGGGAAGACACUCGCUAAGACUAUAUGUGAAGACAACGUUCUCUAUAUGUGGAAGACAGCGAAGCUUUUCCGUCUGUCUCGGCUGGAGGAUUACUGCACAGAGUUCAUGGCCAAGAACAUUGAUCGCCUGGUGGAGCAGGCUGAGUUUGCCGAGAUCAUCAAAGAGGAUGCUGAGUCAUUGGAGGAGCGACAUGAAACCGACUCUGUCCCACUGGUGGAUGACAUUCGCUACCACAUCGCCAGCAAUGUGCAGACUUACAGCGCGAUCGAAGAGGCCAAUCAGAAACUGGAGGCCUUGGAGGAGCUGCUCUCUAGAAUUAAUAUUGACUGCUGAAGGGAUGGCAAGUCGUGGUCCGUAGUUACAGCUGCUGCAAAGUUUGAAGUUUGGAAGCUGGAUGCUUUGGGAGGGGACAUGUGGUGGUGCAAAGACCUGUAGUGAGAAAAACAUAUGGGUCUGUAUGUUUGUAGGUUUUCUUUUAUUUUCAGCUUAUUGUACAGAAUAUACAAUAUAUUUUCAAAACAUAUUCUAAUGUUAAAGAGGAAUAAUCAGAGAAAGCUAUCUAUGUUGGCUGUUUUAAGUUUCUUUGAGAACUACCAAAUGUGAGAGAAGAUAUUCGGUAUAAAGGUUUUGAGGGAAAUAUUUAUGUAUACUUAUGAAAGAUGAUCUUUAAAUUGCACUUGCAUGAAUUUAUUUUAAGGAUUAUUUGUAAGUGCUACAAAAAAGCAAAACAAAAUUUGCUGGUAACUUAACACUUUUAAAAUGUGCUUUGACUUUAAAUCAAUCCAUGUAGUGACAGGCACUUGAUACGUAUGAGUAAAAAGACAAAUAGCACAGUUUACUUUACUCAUCCAGAAAAUGUUGUUAACCUCUAUGAAGCUACAUAGAAUAUAGCUUUAUUUUAUGAUUUUGAGAUGCAACUUUUAUUUUGGAUUUAGCUGCAGAACUUAACCUCACGAUUCGACCUGUAACAUUCCAUGAAUGCUUACAAUUAUCCCCCUCUAACAUAUUUCUACCUUUUCUUCACACUUAAAAUGGAGAAACACAUUUUCUGCUGCCCUAUAUGACAUCAAAUCUGUUUUAUCCAGUGUACAGUGCACAAGAAAAUACAAGUGUUACUAAACGAAACCAUUUGCAUGUUAAAUUAACCACUGACACAGUUAAAAUGAGCUUAAAUAUCAAGUAUUUCUCAGUCUCACCCUGCUAUUAUAAAAAUAAAUGAACAACUGGUCUUGGUUUUGGCAAUUAAACAUAUUAUUGCAA
Scatophagus argus is the source of this 2554-nucleotide messenger RNA. It is a transcript of the gene abtb1, whose product is annotated as ankyrin repeat and BTB (POZ) domain containing 1. Gene Ontology annotation, molecular function: protein binding. Lineage: Eukaryota; Metazoa; Chordata; Actinopteri; Scatophagidae. The transcript is spliced from 12 exons. Bases 197 to 1627 code for a protein of 476 amino acids. The record is from RefSeq and is a predicted model, not a curated record. Gene Ontology annotation, cellular component: cytoplasm; ubiquitin ligase complex.